AGCUAACCCAAAUAGAGUGCCGGGUACGCUUUAAGGCUUAUUACAAAAACGUCGACGUAUAGAGAAAUCGGCUUCUGUCCUUUUCACUUCAUUUCAUUUUAAACGGCUUUCACAGUUCCCUCCCUCCUCUCACUCUCACUCUCCGUUGACAAUGGCGAACAAGCUCAAAGUAGAAGAACUACGUACUGAACUGGCCAAACGUGGUCUCAGCACCACCGGAAUUAAGCCCACCCUGGUUCGAAAACUUGAAGCGGCCAUUCGCCAAGAGAGCAAGCUGCCAUUACAAGACGGAAAUGGUGAUUCAAUUGGAAAUAAGAGGGAGAGGGACUCGGAAGAGGAAGGAAACUCAAAUGAACCUGAGAAAAUUACGGCCAUUGAGGAGUUUAGGGGAAUGAGUGUUAAGCAAUUACGUGAACAAGCCGCUCUUCGUGGCAUUUCCUCAACUGGGUCGAAGAAAGAGUUGCUUACCAGGCUUUGUGAUGAUUCAGAGAAGGGCUCCAGUGGCGUUCCACAAGCUGAGAAAGAAGGGGACAACAGCAAGAAGGAGAAGAUUAUGACUGCUACCAAGAAGGGUGCUGCUGUAUUGGAUCAAUGGCUACCUGAUAAUAUUAAAACACAGUAUCAUGUGUUGCAAGUAGGAGAUGACAUUUAUGAUGCCAUGUUGAACCAGACAAAUGUUGGAGAUAAUAAUAACAAGUUCUAUGUGAUCCAGGCUCUUGAAUCUGAUGAUGGUGGUAGAUUCAUGGUUUAUUUUAGAUGGGGAAGAGUAGGUGUAAAAGGUCAAGAGAAGUUACAAGGCCCUUACACAUCACAAGAAAGUGCCAUUCAGGAAUUUGAACAAAAGUUUCACGCGAAGACCAAGAAUCAUUGGUCAGAUCGGAAAGAUUUCUUUUCUUACCCAAAGAGCUAUACUUGGUUAGAAAUGGAUUACAGUGAAAAUGAAAAGGAAUCAAGUGUGAAAGAACAGUCUGUCUCUGCUAUCCAAGCACACCCCCGGAAUACCAAACUUGAGGCACGUGUUGCCAAAUUUAUAUCUCUGAUUUGCAAUGUCAGCAUGAUGAGACAGCAAAUGAUGGAAAUAGGAUACAAUGCUGAUAAAUUGCCUCUUGGUAAACUAAGCAAAUCAACAAUUUUGAAGGGCUAUGAAGUUCUGAAAAGAAUUGCUGAAGUGAUUGGACAGUCAAAUAGGAGACUGCUGGAGCAGUUAAGCGGAGAAUUUUACACCAUCAUUCCUCAUGAUUUUGGAUUUAAAAAAAUGCGUGAUUUUGUAAUUGACACCCCUCAGAAGUUGAAAAACAAGAUAGAAAUGGUUGAAGCACUAAGUGAAAUUGAGGUGGCAACAAAAUUGUUGAAGGAUGACAUCGGUUGUCAGGAAGAUCCACUGUACUCUCAGUACCAAAGCCUUCGUUGUGAACUGACUCCGCUUGAUUGUGAUUGUGAUGAAUUCAAUAUGAUUGCAAAGUAUAUGCAGAACACUCAUGCAAAAACACAUUCAAAUUAUACGGUAGAUAUUGUCCACUUGUUCAGGGUAUCAAGAGAUGACGAAGUUGACCGUUUCAGUAAGUUUGCAAGUACCAAAAAUAGAAUGUUAUUAUGGCAUGGUUCCAGGCUCACAAAUUGGACUGGAAUUUUAUCCCAAGGUUUGCGCAUUGCUCCACCUGAAGCACCUGUAACUGGUUACAUGUUCGGAAAGGGGGUUUACUUUGCUGACAUGUUCUCAAAAAGUGCGAAUUAUUGCUACGCUUCCCACAGUACAUCAUCUGGUGUGCUGCUUUUGUGUGAGGUUGCACUUGGUGACAUGGCCGAGCUUAGAACUGCUAAAUAUGAUGCUGAUAAGCUGCCAGAGGGAAAGCUAAGCACAAAAGGCGUUGGGCGAACUGCUCCAGAUCUCUCAAAAGCUCUGUGUCUAGACAAUGGUGUUUUAGUUCCUGAAGGAAAGCCAAAAGACAAUCCACACCAUGAGGGUGCUUUAUUAUAUAACGAGUACAUAGUUUACAAUGUGGAGCAGAUUAGAAUGCGGUAUGUUGUUCAUGUGAACUUUAAUUUUAAGAAAUGAAACUUUGUCCAUCAGUUAGUGGACCUCUGCAUUUUAUGUACUGUUAUCUUGUAAAUGGCAUGGUAGUUCUAAUGCUUAGCUUUUUGUCUUCAUUUUGGGUCAAAAUGAGUAUAUGGGACUUUUUAAUGCAAGUUAAAUUUUCCUAA
Molecule: messenger RNA, 2202 nt
Organism: Cannabis sativa
Lineage: Eukaryota; Viridiplantae; Streptophyta; Magnoliopsida; Rosales; Cannabaceae
Product: poly [ADP-ribose] polymerase 2
Exons: 18
Coding region: 152-2056 (634 amino acids)
Molecular function (GO): NAD+ poly-ADP-ribosyltransferase activity
Source: RefSeq, a predicted model, not a curated record